Sinocyclocheilus rhinocerous is the source of this 1305-nucleotide messenger RNA. Its product is annotated as serine/threonine-protein kinase pim-2-like. The record is from RefSeq and is a predicted model, not a curated record. Gene Ontology annotation, cellular component: cytoplasm. Lineage: Eukaryota; Metazoa; Chordata; Actinopteri; Cypriniformes; Cyprinidae. Gene Ontology annotation, biological process: regulation of mitotic cell cycle; protein autophosphorylation; negative regulation of apoptotic process. The transcript is spliced from 8 exons. The coding region runs from base 1 to 1305 and encodes 434 amino acids. Gene Ontology annotation, molecular function: protein serine/threonine kinase activity; ATP binding.
AUGGCACAGAAGACUGGAGAAGGAGGCUUUGGCACUGUGUACAAGGGGAUCCGGAAAAAUAAUGGACAGCAGGUUGCCAUAAAAAUCAUCCCUAAAAGAGAUGGAGACCGGUUUAUUGAAAUUCCUGGCUGUUCCAAGCCGCUGUUUGCAGAAGUGGCUCUAAACCUGCUGCUGAAACGACCUCCGUUAAGCCCCUACAUUGUGCACAUGCUGGAAUGGUUCGAAGAGGACGAUCGGUACAUCCUGAUCCUGGAGUAUCUGCAACCCUGCAAAGACUUGCUCAAGUUCAUGCUUAACAACAUGCAGCUACUGGAUGAAUCACAGACACGUAGCCUGAUGUACCAAGCGGUGCUGGGAGCCAAGCACUGUCUUGACCGAGGCGUCUUCCACCGUGACAUUAAGUUAAAUAACUUUCUGAUCAACACAAAGACGAACCAAGUCAAACUGAUAGACUUUGGCUGCAGUGACCUCGUCAAAAGUUCAGGCUACUUGGGUGGUUUUACAGGAGGAGUCCGCCCACCUGAGUACUAUGUGGACUUAAAAUACGAGGCAGGGCCAACAACUGUUUGGUCUCUGGGCUUUAUGAUGUACUCAAUGGUGUACAAACGUCAACCCUUUAAAAGUCUAAGAGACAUGAUGCAUGGUAGUCUGAGGUUUAAGCACAAAAUAUCCACAGAAUUGCAGGAUUUGAUAUGCCGCUGCAUGACUCGUGACCCAACCGAGAGAGCAACUAUAGAGGAAAUCCUACAGCAUGAAUGGUUUCAGCAGGGACAAAUGUCAGGAGUAGCUCAGGAUCAGUCAGUGGAGCUCAACACUGAGUGUUCAGUGUCAGCAGAUGAUACUCUGACAGCUGGAGGAAACACCACCGACCCUUCAGGAGUAAACCCAGAGGCUUCUCCUGCAGCAGCGGCUAUGGAGAACAGCCCCACAGAAAAACCUGUAAAACGCAAGAAGAACAGCCUUUGUGCAUUCUUCAGAAACACAUGGCUGGCUGUAAAAAGCACUAACCAGUGUCGACGUAAAGGCAACAAAGUGGUCCCUCUUCAGCCUGUGUCCGACACAGAUUCAGCUGAUUCCCAGUGUGGUCCAUCCGGCCUCGAAUCAACGGCACUUUGGCAUCUAGUUGAUCCACAGCCAGACCCAUCCGGCCUUGAGCCAACAACUCUACAGGAUCAAACUGAUCUUCUGCCAGGUCCAUCCAGCGUCACGCUGACGAACUGGGAUCCAAAUCCAGCUGAUCCUGAGCCAGCUGAAGAGUGGGUCUACUGUCAUUUUAAUUCUGUCCUGUUUUUCACACGUGUCUAG